Messenger RNA from Pimephales promelas (fathead minnow), 4720 nucleotides. RefSeq names its product SHOC2 leucine rich repeat scaffold protein (gene shoc2). Gene Ontology annotation, molecular function: protein binding. Lineage: Eukaryota; Metazoa; Chordata; Actinopteri; Cypriniformes; Leuciscidae. The record is from RefSeq and is a predicted model, not a curated record. Gene Ontology annotation, cellular component: cytoplasm.
CUCUUCCCGCUUUGAGCUCGAGCUGCUGAUCCGAGUGCCGUUUGGCGGAUGACAGUUUGUUUUCACAGAGGGCCUGUGUGAAAAGAAGAACGAACAUUUAAGUCCUCAACUACGGGACGUUCAUCGCUUUGUCGUCAAGAUGAGGCCGCUUAUUCCAAAAUCCAAAGGAUGUGAAUCCCGGCGACCCGUCUGUGUAGAACAGCUCUAGCCGAGCCAAGGGAAAGAGUGCCGUUCAAACAAGCAUGAGGCUGCUGGCCUCGUCGCCACACCGACUACAACACACACGCGUCGCCCCUAUGGAGUUUUAACCCCUGCAGGAGUACAGGCUGCCUCGGUCCACCGACACGGGUAUGUAUGAGCACACACCGAUAUAACCCUUUGGUUCUGCCCUUGAACAACGAGCAAAAUACUAGAGCGAUAGAAAGAGAUCGAGAGACUGAGGGUCCCAUGUGCCAUUGGGCAGCGGGGCUUUCGCCAUGAGCAGUACUCUGGGCAAAGAUAAAGACUCUAAGGAGAGGGAACCCAAAGCUGAAGGGAAAUCCAAAACCAAAGGGAAAGAUGCCAAAGACGGGAAGAAAGACACGAGCGGCACUUCGCCCGCGGUGGCCUUCGCGGUGGACAGCACGAUAAAGCGGCCCAACCCGCCGCCUAGCACGCGCAAAAAAUCCAGCAACGCGGAGGUCAUAAAGGAGCUGAACAAGUGCCGUGAGGAGAACUCGAUGCGCCUGGACCUGUCCAAGAGAUCCAUCCAUCUCUUGCCCUCUUCCAUUAAGGAGCUGACCCAGCUGACCGAGCUCUACCUGUACAGCAACAAGCUGCAAAGUCUGCCGUCCGAGUUGGGAUGCCUGUCAGGACUGGUGACGCUGGCGCUCAGCGAGAACUCUCUCACCAGCCUGCCCGACUCGCUGGACAACCUGAAGAAGUUGCGUAUGCUCGACCUGCGGCAUAACAAGCUGCGGGAGAUCCCGGCCGUGGUGUACCGCGUCACCUCCCUCACCACGCUCUACCUGCGCUUUAACCGGAUCACCACCGUGGAGAAGGACAUCAAGAAUCUGUCCAAACUCACCAUGCUCAGCAUCCGAGAGAACAAGAUUAAACAGCUGCCCGCGGAGAUCGGUGAGCUCUGUAACUUGAUUACGCUGGAUGUAGCCCACAACCAGUUGGAGCACCUUCCUAAAGAGAUCGGCAAUUGCACUCAGAUCACCAACCUUGACCUGCAGCACAAUGAUCUUCUUGACCUACCUGAGACUAUAGGUAAUUUAUCGAGUAUAAACCGUCUGGGUCUGAGAUACAACCGCCUAUCAGCAAUCCCUCGAUCUUUAGCGAAGUGCCGCGAGCUGGAAGAGCUCAACCUUGAGAACAACAACAUCUCAGUGUUACCAGAGGGGCUUCUGUCCAGUCUGGUGAACCUGACGAGUCUGACGUUGGCGCGGAACUGUUUCCAGUCUUACCCAGUGGGCGGCCCGUCGCAGUUCUCCACCAUCUACUCGCUCAACAUGGAGCACAACCGUAUCAACAAGAUCCCCUUCGGCAUCUUCUCCCGAGCCAAAGUGCUCAGCAAGCUCAAUAUGAAGGACAACCAGUUAACAUCUCUUCCACUGGAUUUUGGGACGUGGACCAGUAUGGUGGAGCUGAACCUGGCAACAAACCAGCUUACAAAGAUUCCAGAGGAUAUCUGCGGACUUGUGUCUUUAGAGGUCCUCAUAUUGUCCAACAAUCUCUUGAAGAAGUUGCCUCAUGGGAUUGGGAACUUGCGGAAACUACGAGAGCUUGACCUGGAGGAGAACAAACUGGAGUCCCUCCCGAACGAGAUUGCCUACCUUAAGGAUCUGCAGAAACUUGUGUUGACCAAUAACCAGCUGACCACUUUGCCGAGAGGAAUCGGUCACCUGACCAACCUGACGUACCUGGGCUUGGGAGAGAAUCUACUGCAGCACCUACCCGAGGAGAUCGGCACACUGGAGAACCUGGAGGACCUGUACCUGAACGACAACCCUAACCUGCACAGUCUGCCGUUCGAGCUGGCCCUGUGCAGCAAGCUGUCCAUCAUGAGCAUCGAGAACUGCCCCCUCAGCCACCUCCCACCGCAGAUCGUCGCCGGAGGCCCUUCCUUCAUCAUCCAGUUCCUCAAGAUGCAGGGUCCCUACCGGGCCAUGGUCUGAGACGCUCGCACACCGUACAAAGAGGAAACCCAAUCGCCACGCGACCCCACCGUUCCGUCGCGCUCACUAUACCUAGGACAAGAAACUGCGCAACUGGGUUCCAAUUGAUGGAGGAAUCAUAGCCAAUUAGGUCCCCUUUACCCCCCGUAGAAAACAACGUCUAGACUUCUGUUGCCAAAAUUAAUGUACAUCAGUGAUUCUGAAGAGGCGCUCUUAAAACGUUCCAAUCAUUUUGCCAAUUUAUUGUCGUCACAGGGGUUUUCGAUACCAGGAAACAGUUGUAUGCAAAAACAAAAACAUUUCUACAAGUUCGUUUUUUUUGCUGCUGCUGCCGCCAUACUGUAUGCGAGUCAUUUGAUUUUGAUUUUAGCCAGUUUUUAUUACUUUAUUUUUUAUCAUCCCACAACCAAAAGAUUUUUUUUUAUUAUUAUUAUUGUACAGAGGACCUGUUUAGAAGCAGUGAACAAAAUUUAGUGUGCGUUUCUUUCUUUCUUUUUUUUUUAAUUGUUGUUUUUAUUAUAGAAUUGUGCCUAUCCAGUGCAGUUGGGUGGUUUGUGUCUGAACAUUAAAUAUUCAAGAGGUUUUUAAUACAAAAAGAAUGAAUUUGCUAAAGUAUAAUUUAUUGUUGAUUAUUUUGUCGGUCCCUUUUCGAAAUAUUCAUUCCUGUUCGCCGUUUUAAUUUUUUUCUGCGAUGAAUCAAAAAUCACAGCAAUCACGUCAUGGGUUUAUCAAGCUAGUGCGUUUAUCACCCUGGUAUCGGUUGGGGGGGGGGUCUCGGUUUGUAAUUGUUUACUUGUUUGCCAUAUCCAGUGUUGCGCUCUGCUUGUAUCCUAUUGGUGAGAGUCGCAUCUACAUAUCAUAUCAGGUGCUGAACAAUGCUAGCAGUUGAAGGCCCACGUUUACUGAGAGGAAUGCCAAACGCCCAUUCAACAUCACUUAAUUCCUUUUUCAAUUUUUUUUAUUCCGCAUUUGAAGGAUUUCCUGGUCCGGUUUUAAACUUCACCUCUUGAUUUCUGCUCCAGAAUAUUAAACAACGGUUGGUCACUUUCUUUUGCACCGGUCACCCCUCUAAUGCUGCUGCCUUUAAUGCACUUUGUACUGAUAUUUGGCAUCCUCUUCAAGUAAAAGGGCCGUGAUAUUUCAUGUUACCGAUUAAACGUAUGGAUGGGGGCAUUUAUUAUUAUGAUUGUUGUUUCUGAAGUAUUUUAUCUUUUAUUUUAAUUCAUGUAUAUUUUAUAGCAACGAAUGAAACGGCAAAUUCGAACGUCAACAUUCUAUUAAGAACCUUAUUCUUCUUUCUCUUUAUUAAAUGUUUUGAUUUAAACUUCUGUCCGACUAGUUUGUUUCUACACAUUUAAAAAGAAACUCAUAUCACUUUCGCAUGGUGCAGAUCAAGUAUUGCAAUUAAAAACUGAAAUGUUUUGAUUUUUAUAUCUUUGUUGUUGUUUUAACAAUGGAAUUUCUUUUGGUUUAGUAUUAUAUCAUGUGACUGUAAAUUUCCACCUCCACUAGUUUCUCAAGCCAAUGCGUUGUUGGUGUUCUGUCCACGCUUUUCCUUUUCUUUUCUCUUCCAUGUUCCCUCUCGCUCUUUUCCCUCGAUCCGUAAAGACGUGUGCAUUGGCAGCAGUGGAAAGGUUUCGGAGAGGCACUCGGCAUUCGUGGGGCCAUGAAAAGGACACAAUUCGCUGCUUUUUUAUCAACCAGCAGAACCUGUUGCUGCUUACGGACCUCCUAGAAACGUAACGCUGUAAGAGAGCCGGCCCCGUUACGGACUGGGUUCUCGGGCCGGUUCUGCUACAGACGAACUCCCUCUGGACCUGCUCGGCCGAGAAUAAAAAUACAAACAUUGUAAAAAGGGCUUUCUCUGUUCAUGCUUAACUAUACACCAGAGGCAUUGCAUUCCUGGUUUUGUAUAAGCUUAGAACUGUACAUUUGUGAGCGUGUGUGAGGGAAUAGUUAGAUGUUCAAAAUGGAAUUAUGAUGUGACAAUAAAUGCCUUUGAGUACUUCAAGUGAGACGUGCAUUAGGGACACGGCCUUGUGACGCGUCCCAUUUAAGUUUAAUUUUUUUAUUUAUGUGCCAUUUAUGCAGGAGAGUGAGGCUGGUUUUAUGUGGGGUAACGGUAUGAUCGGUUCACAAAUCAGGAAUGUAGUCACUAAAACAGACAAUGAAAAACGUAAUUGUACUUUUGAUAGCGAGUUAUAAUCAGCCGCGGUGGCAGUUUUUCAUUUUAAAUCUUGUGUUGUUCUGGUGAAUCCUUAUGAUUGGAGCUUAAGGGUAUGGUUUAUUAUUAUUUUUUUUUAUAAUGUCUGUGCAUUGCAGCCAUUGAAGCUGUAUAAAUGAAGUUCAUAUUCCAUGUUUUUUUCUUAAACAUAGGAAUGUUCUAUUUCCUGCUUUUCUUAUUCUUUUGCCUUGCUAUGUAUAGAAAAAAGCAUGUUGAUUUUCUUUCUCUUUUUUUCGUUCUUUCUUUUUUUUAAGAUUCAUAUUUGUCUGGUUGUGUGGACAGGGAUGUAAAAAAGUGCAAAAGAUAAAAGUGUUGCUCUUUCGUAACUGCAAAA